This is a messenger RNA of Pelagomonas calceolata, 2541 nucleotides long. The record is from the annotation of a GenBank genome assembly. Lineage: Eukaryota; Pelagophyceae; Pelagomonadales; Pelagomonadaceae.
AUUUUUGGAUCUGCAGCGCGCGCUUGUGGAUUCUGCGCGCGACAGGCUGUGCUCGGUCGGAAAGUGCUUUUCACAGCGUUUUCACAGCGCGUACAGAACCUGUGCAUCGCGAUCCAGCGCUCUGCGCGCUCUAUGGCCCUGGUGGAUUCAGAAGGCAUGAGGUCGCUGUGCCCCCACGGCAGCGAUUGUGGCGGCGGCCGCUGCCUCGGAGAAUGGCUGAAUAAAAACGUAGCGUCGACGAGGCACCAGGAGGUGCUCGACGCCGCCGAUUGCAUCGACGACCUCGUGGUCGCGGACGACGAGGCGGAGAUAACGGACACGCUCGGGCUCGAUUCGUGGGCGCCCCUACCGCGGCGGCGAUUCCUCAGGGCAUGGCGGCAAUUGAAGGACGAGUCGCAAGGUGACGCCCCACCGGCGGCCGCGGCGCCGGCCGCGCCGCCGGCCGUGGUGGCGCCCGCGGCGCCGCCGGUCGCCGUGGCGCCGGCCGUGGCGCCCGUGGUGCCGCCGAUCGCUGCGGCGCCAGUCGUGGCGCCGGUCGCGCCGCCGGCAGCGCCGUUGGUCGCGCCGCCGGCCGCGCCGCCGCUCGUGGCGCCUGCAGCGCCGCUGGCCGCGCCGCCGCUCGUGGCGCCUGCCGCGCCGCCGGCCGUGACGCCGCUCGCGCCGGCCGUAGCGCCGGCCACUCCUCCGGUCGCCGUGGCGCCGACCGCGCCACCGGCCGUGGCACCGGCCGUGGCGCCCGCGCCGGCACCCCUGCGCGUGGCGGUGCAGGUGGGCACGAGCAAGUUGCCCUUGAAGGUGCCGCGGCAGGCGGGCGGCACGGUCGACGACCUGUGUCGCACGAUCUCCCGCGCGAUGCACCGCGGCGACGAACGGGUCGUAUUGUCCUGCAACGGGUAUGACUUGCACCCGACCUUUUCAAUCGAUCUGUUGGACACCGACAACGUCGACGACAUCGUCGCGACCUUCGCGUCGGAGGCCGCGCCGCCGGCAGCAGCGCCGGUCGCCGCGCCGCCACCGGCCAUGCAAGCGCCGCCUCGCGCGCCGCCGCCGCCGUUGCCGGCGGCCGUGCCGCCCGUCCGAGAGCUCGAAGAGGCGCCGCCGCCGCUGCCGCCUCCUGACGACGACGAGACGACGAUGACGAGCCGCCGCUCGGACUCCGAGUCUGGCGCGGAGCAGGCGGUUCCGCCGGAUCAGGCCGCGCAGGAGGCGCCGGUGUGGUUUCCGCCGGCGCCGUCGCCUCCGCCCUCACCACCCGCGGCGCCUCUGCCGCCCGCGGAGCCGCCCGUCGCCCAGACGCAGAUCGCCGCGCAGUCGCCCGCCGCGCCGCCGCCGGCCACAGUCGCCACGCAGCCGCCAGCGCCGGCAAAGUCGCACGUCGCGUCUGCGGCGUCGCCGUGGGUCGACGUCUGCACGGAUUUGUUGGCGGCGAUCGAGAAUCAGAAAGGCAUCAUGGGCUUCCGCAACCGGCUCGUGAAGGCCGGCUUCCGCUGCGGCCAGCCGAUCGUGAAGUGUAGUAAAGGUGGUUACUACGAGAUCUCCGUGCCGCUCACCUUCCCCUGCUGCUACGACGUCGCCGGCAAGGACUACGCGUCGAACCAGGACAUGCUGCGGUCGAAGCCCCAGCUCGUCAAGUACUUCGAGGGCUGCAUCGCCCUCGCGCAAGCUGGUGGAGCGUACCGCACGGAGGCCGACCGCGAAAAGGACGAGGGCGAGGACGCGCGGCGCGCCGCGCUGGAGAGCGACGACGACGACGCCCCGCACGCGCCGCCGCAGCCGAUUGUGAGGGUGCCGCCGCCGCCGCGGAAGGCCACGGGCCAGGUCGAGGAGUUCAAGGUCGGUGACCGCGUCAAGGCGCUCUACCAGCGGGGACAGCGCUGGUACCCCGGCCGCGUCGUCGCCGUGAACGUACAGCAUCGAUCGCUCGGAGUGUGUGACCGCUCGUACGACAUCGAAUACGACGAUGGCGAUGAGGAGUCGAACGUGCGCCCGGCGCUCAUGCGACGCAUCAGGGCGCCCGCGGCCGCGCGACCGCCGGCUCUGCCCAAACCGCCGCGCCGGGCCGCGGGUGGCGCGGCGGCACGGCCGUUUCAACCGGAAGAGGACAGCGAGGGCAAGCCCGCGGCGCCCGCGCUGGCGCAGACGCCGGCGACGCCGCGGCCUGCGGCGCCCAAGAAGCGCCCGCGCUCCCUCGACCUGGGCCCCUGCCGACCGCGCUCCCAGGGGCCGAAGAGCCUCUUCGCGCCGCCGACCGGCCCGCGCCGCGCCAUCAAGCGGGCCCGCGCCGAAGAGCCCGAGUUACUCUUCCGCGAAGGGGACUCGGUGUGGGCCCUCGAGCGCCCCGACAUCAAGGAGGCCGCCCACGGGACGGUCGUCGAGGACGUCCCCGUCGGCGCGACGACGGGCCGCGUCAAGUGGGACAACCCGGCUUACCCCGAGGCGGAGCUGCCGAUCGCGCAGAUCGCCCCGGCGCGCUCCGGGCGCCGCUCGUCGCGCUGAGCGUUCCUCCAUCCCCACCCUGUCUGUAACGACGUGAACACAUAA